Messenger RNA from Diorhabda sublineata, 1218 nucleotides. RefSeq names its product ataxin-3-like. Gene Ontology annotation, molecular function: cysteine-type deubiquitinase activity. Bases 337 to 1113 code for a protein of 258 amino acids. NCBI's taxonomy places the organism in Eukaryota, Metazoa, Arthropoda, Insecta, Coleoptera, Chrysomelidae. The record is from RefSeq and is a predicted model, not a curated record. Gene Ontology annotation, cellular component: nucleus. The transcript is spliced from 4 exons. Gene Ontology annotation, biological process: protein deubiquitination.
ACUGACGACAUGCCGCCAUGUUGAAUGUCAACAUGCUGGAGAAAAACAAAAACCGUCAAAAGAGUUUCGACUUUUAAUUGUGACAGUGUGAGUUUUUGAUAAAUAUUUUUUGUGAUAACCCAAUUGAAACGUCGAAAGUAUAUUGAAACUGAAAAAGAACUUUCAGCUUUUUUUCUAAAUAUUUAAAAAUUCGUAAAAAGAUAUUACUAAUCUAAUAAAAAUGCCUAAAUAUUUUACCAGAUUUCAAAUAACUUAUUUAUAUUGCACUAGUCUAUUUUUAUUUUUGAGUCAGAAUAGGUACAUUUUCUAAUUGGUACUUGAUCGUUUUUUACUACUAUGGAUACAAUAUUCCAUGAAAAGCAAGAAGGUUCUCUAUGUGCACAGCACUGUUUAAAUUCGUUGUUACAAGGGCCCUAUUUUACUGCCGUUGAUUUAAGUACUUUAGCACAAAAAUUAGAUGACGAAGAAAGAAAAAGAAUGGCUGAAUGUGGUGAAGAAAGUGAAGAAUAUCACAAGUUCCUUCAGCAGCCAUCGGGAAAUAUGGACGAUAGCGGAUAUUUCUCAGUUCAAGUUAUAAGUAGUGCGCUACAAGUUUGGGGGUUAGAAUUAGUGCCUUAUUCUAGUACCGAUGAAAGACUCGAUAGUAAUCCGAGUGAAAUGACUGCCUUUAUAUGCAAUUUUCGAGAUCACUGGUUUACAAUAAGGAAAAUUAGCAAUCACUGGUUUAACCUAAAUUCCCUUCUCUCGAGGCCAGAACUUAUAUCAGAUACUUAUUUAACGUUGUUUUUGGCACAGUUGAAAAAUGAUGGUUAUUCCAUAUUUGCUGUGCUAGGAGAAUUACCCGAAUGUACCGCCGAUGAAGUAUUAAGCAGUAGUAAAAAUAUCAUUACUUCCGAACCAAUGAAAAAUGUAUCAAAUGAAAGUGAUCCCGAUUUACAAGCAGCACUCCAGUUAAGUCUAGUAGACGAUAACGACAUUGUACCACAGGAAACGGAAGACAGUGAUCUACAGGAAGCGCUCAGGUUGAGUUUGCAAAGUAUCCAAACCAGUCCAGAAGAAGAGGACGAAGAAACUCUUUUACAGAAAGCUAUCAAUAUGAGUUUGCAGUGCUAGUGAAUGAUAUAUUUUUUUGUUAUUUGUUAUAAUUCUAACUCAGUUAUGUAUAUGAUAUUUUAUCUAAUUUUAUAUAUAAAUAAAAAUAACUUUGUUUACAUUGGA